Messenger RNA from Naegleria lovaniensis, 2874 nucleotides. RefSeq lists its product as uncharacterized. NCBI's taxonomy places the organism in Eukaryota, Heterolobosea, Eutetramitea, Acrasida, Naegleriidae. Gene Ontology annotation, cellular component: nucleus. The coding region runs from base 1 to 2874 and encodes 957 amino acids. The transcript has a single exon. Gene Ontology annotation, biological process: positive regulation of transcription by RNA polymerase II; DNA damage checkpoint signaling. The record is from RefSeq and is a predicted model, not a curated record. Gene Ontology annotation, molecular function: histone binding.
AUGUUCAGAACUAGUAUUGGAGCCACACAAGCCUCGCAAUGGGGUGCCGAGAACAAUGAUUUGGAUUUUUCAAACAUUUCCUUUGAUGAUGAAGAGGAGGAUGAUGCAACCCAGGUGAAGAGUCAGCCAAAGCCAAGCAUUGGAAAAACACUUCAAGAUCUUGCAGCUACUCCCUCUUCCACAAAGAAGAUUAUUCAUCAACCAUCACACUCCGAAGUGAAUCAAUCCAAUGAUAUCAAUAACACGAAUAACAAACCUUCUUCUUCAACUCCGAACCAAAUCAAUACCAGCUCGGGAGAUUCUCCAGUUCUUUCUCUAAAAGCCUCAACAACAUUGCCAUCCACAACCUCGACCAACCACAAGUCACCUUCUUCUUCAUCAUCAUCUCCUGUUCAUCCUCUAUUGAGAACCAAUGAACUAGAGGUCAUGGACACUGAUGAUGAAGAGGAGAAUACUCUUCAUGCAAUCAAGUCUACAUUGGUCACACCUAAGGCACGAGUUGUAUCGCCAACAUCUGUAGUUGCAACAAACAACUCGCAUUCCAAUCACAUUUCUCCACCCAUUCUAAUGAAAUCAACAUCAUCCACGAUCAAUAGCACCACUACUAUGACCACUACCAGCAAGAGUGCUCUCCCAACGAGUACAGCCUCUACGAAUAUUCUUCCAACUAGUACGACCAGCACCACAGCAGCAACAAGUCAUGAACCAACAACAAUGAAUAAGCAGGCUACAAAGUUGGCUUCACAAACGACCAAUAUUAUUCACACCAUCCAUCAUGCCACUUUGAUGAAACCAACAUCUGGCCAAAAUUCUACUGAUAAAUCAAAAACCCUUCCCGUGAUGGAUGAAAUUAGCUCAGAUGACCAUUCUGAGAAUGAGAAUGAAGAAUCAUCAUUGUCUGCAAAGAAAAAGACAUCCUCAACAACCACAAGUCGUAGUAGCAGUAGCAGUUCAAAGAAUCAAAGAAUCAAUCAAUCAACGACCACAACAACGACGACGACAACAAUGAGUAGUAGUAGUAGUACUAGCAAUUCACAAAAUCAAAUCAAACAAGUACACGACCAACAAGUACGAUCAGAAAAGUUAUUUAAAGAUUUAAGAUUUACAGUAACUUCCAUUUCAACACCAACUGAAAGAGAACGUGUGAUUAAAGCCAUUCGAUCCCACGGCGGUGAAGUUAUUGAAACACUUGAAGAUAUUCAAGAAGCAGAAAAGAUUAUUCUCAUUGCAGAUGAUUGUACCACAAAACCAAAUUAUUUGAUUGCACUCAUGAUGGAAAUUCCACUCCUGAAAAAGGAAUGGAUUCAUGAUUCAAUUUCUGAAGGUCGAUUACUCGUUGAUUCCAUGUACAAGUAUGUAUUGAAUCGAGGGUCAUUCCUUGUUCGAUCUACAAAACAGAAAAAACUAGUGAAACAACAUGUGAGCUCUAAAUUGUCUUGUUGUGUUCCAAUGGAAGAACGAAUUUUCAAUUCUGUGAAAGUGAGAAUUAUUGGAUCAAAGGAUUUUAAGGAGAAAUGGACUCCAAUUCUAAAGGCUGGAGGUGCCAAAGUCAUGACUGUUCUCAAAUCACAAACAGACCAUCUAUCUAACUUUUUAUUAGUUGAGGAUUAUGACAAGUUAGACGCCAAAGUAAAGAAAGAAGCCAAACAAUUGAAACUUCCAAUUUUAGAUCGAGAUUCAUUGUUGGAAAUUAUUGUCACAUUGGAAAGGAAAUUAUCAUCGGAUCAAAUUUUAAAUUAUUCAGACCUCAAGUCUACUGUUCAAAAGAUGGCAAAAAAACAAACCUCAAAGAAAAGAACUUUGAAUGAUGAAGAUUCUGAAAGUGACAGUGAUGAUGAAGAAGAAGUGGAACAUAAGAAGGAUUCAACAGUUGAAUCAUCUCAAGAAAUUGAAGAACUUGUUCAAAGAAAGAAAUCAAAACCAAGUCCAUCUGAAACGAAAGAGACAACAAAAUCACAAGAAACCAAACAAUUAUCACAAACUUCUAAAUCUUCCAUCUCUCAAAUUGGUAGUAACAUUGAAAGUGUUGUGGCAGAGCAUGUACCAAAACAAAAAGAUGCAACAAUCAAGCCCAAAGACACUACUUCAUUAGAAUCCAAUUCAUUAGCUAAUGGAUUUUACUUUAGAAAAAGUGAAUAUGAAUCCAAUUCAUUCUCACAACUGUUGCAAAUUCAUGACCAAUCGAUGGAAGUAAUCUGUGUUGGAGAUGUGGUUCAAACAUUAGACGACAAGUAUUAUCGUGUGGAUUCAUUCGGAUUUUCUCGACUAGUUGCAACUGAGUACGUUUUAGCACAACAAACAAAAGAUACUUUUCGAUUAUUACACGAGUCAGAUCGAAAACAUGUAGAAAUUCCUCUUUGCGCUAUUAGACACAAAGUGUUUGUAAGCAAUAGUUCUGGAAUGGGUGAGAGAAUUUUCUUAAUUGAAAGGCCUGAAAGACUAUCAAUAUUAGAUGACACAUCCUUGAUUUCUGUAGAGCAUCGAGCGGUUAAUAUUUUGAAGUAUAAUGUCAACCAUGAAUUUCUGCCAGCAGCUUCACAGAAAAUUCAAAUACUUCAGUUUAACAAUUGCCUGUUCCAAGAAAAUGAUGUUGUUAAAAUUGUUUGCUCCCUAGAAGAAGGAUCGAGGAUGGCAUGCGUUGGACGAAUUAGAUUCGUGCUUGAAGAUCGACUUUUCAUUGAGGUAUUUAGACGGCAUCCAAACAGCGAAAUUUCAGAUCACUAUGUGACAAGUUUCACUGUGAUUCCGUUUUCUAUCAAAUCCAUUUCAAUAAUGGAACCUCUUCACAGUUUUAAUGACAUUUCCGUGUUCAACAGCUACAAGAAACAUUUGACAACACAUGGUGUGCAAUCAAUUUUUGUUCAGGAAGAAUAA